GCGGACCAGUCGGCACGUUGUGCCCCCGUUGCGUUGUUGUUGUUGCCGGAUAUGCGAAAUACCUCCGUUCAGUAAACCGUCGUCAGCGUCGGCGUGCGUAUGUGUGUGUUGUGUUUCCAGUGAGGUGUUUAUACGGUGUCGCACCCUCGACGAGACCACAGCACGCAGGAUGCGGUUGUACUACUACAACGCCAACUCGGGCGUGGUGAGCUUCGAAGGUGCUAAUAUCUCCGGGAAGAAGGUACCAUGUAGUGCACCAGCCAUGGCAAAUAAGUCACCUAAGCAAGCAUCAGCAGUGGACAUGUACUGGUUUGCGUACGCCGCGGAUCCGCCGGCGGAGCGUCAACGACGAGGGCUGUGGGCCCAGCAGGUAGACGAACUGGCAAGUCCCGAGCAAGAGAUUGAGGGAGCGAGGUCCCCUGGGUCGCACAAAGAAUCUCCUUGCUCACCCCUAGCAGACACUUACUGGUUUGCUCACGCUGGCGGCGGCACACCGAGCGAGGAUGCUGUUGAUCAUGGGGCUUCUCCAGACAAACCGCAGACUGAUGGUGAUGCAGGGGACUACAACCACCAGAAUCAGCAGGUCUCUCGUGAGGAACGAAUACGAAUGGUCAAAGAAAGGCAAGAGGAAGAGCGGACAAGGCGGCUGCAGGAAUUCCAGCUAAGUGCUCAAGCUGCUCAGCAGUAUCGUGAGCAGCAAGAGGAAGAACGACGCCGACGCAUCGAAGAGCUGCGGCAGAGGGACCAGGAACGCAGGCAGCAGGUCGAGGAACGCAAGCGGCUCAUCUGGGAAGCAGAACACGAACGAAAAGAAGCUGUCCUACGUCGCAGCAUGGAUCGAGACACCAAGGUGGAAGCUCGUCGCAACGCAAACCGCAUGAGCACCAGCUUUGCUUUCGGGAGUUCGACGCCCCGCACGUUCGACCUGGACCUGGCAACAAUGGGGGCCUCAGGUUCUUCGAUCCUCAUGUCGGCCACAAACUCGAGAAGGCCCGAGGAGCGAGACUUUGAAGCGUGUAAGAAGCGGGCAGCUUCCUCUUACAACCUUUGCCAAGCCGGAGAAGGGUCCUGCGAAGCAGACUCUGGCUCACAGAGGACGGCUCACUUUGCCGACAGUGCUUUCGUUUCCCCCACCACGGGGGGCUGGCUUGUAGGUUCGGGGGUUACCGUUGGUGACGACCCCAUGACACGCAGCAUGAUUGUCCAGGGCAACCACAGCAGCAGCAGCAACAUCCGUGGCCGGCGUAAGACCGACCUAAUGCCAGUCAUCCCUUGGAACCGGGGUGGCGCUACCCCAUCACGCUCACGGUCCCCAGGAACCUCUUCCUCCAUGCCUGGCACAGCCAAACGGGCUGUCAGCAUGACUCGCUUGGAUGCACUGGCACAGCCACGCCGUCGCUUCACACAGUCAGACGUCACUUCCGCCACUCCACCAAGUAUGGCUGCCAAGAGCAUGUUGAACUUGGCGUCACACCCCUCUUCCAAAAGGGGGGCAAGCAACAGCAUGUCGAAAAGCAUGCACCACCUUGUUGGGGGUGAGCCUCGCCUCAGGCAAGCGCGCAGCAUGUGCCACUUGGCAGUGCUGCCACGUCAGACGCGGUCCUCCAUGCUCAGAACGAGCAAGAUGUCCCUGUCCCCGGCAGUUGCGCAAGGCCAGAGGGAACACCAGUCACCUUCACGCCCGCGCUCUUCCAUGUCGAUGGCUUCAGAACAGUCUGUGCAGUCCAGCCAGGCAUCGACGGUGAGCCUGAGGCCCAGGCCUCCGCAGCGCAAGCCCAGGCCGCUCAGCAUUGCAGGUACCAUUCCGGAUCGAAGCCUCAGUUCUUCACGAACCACAUUCGGAGCUGAUAAGUCUGGUUCAAGCAGUCCCGAGAAAGCUAGUCGCGCUCGCAGUGUCACCUGUGUACCACCAGAAGUACCCCCUAAACCGGCUCACCUUCGCAAGCCUCAGAAGCCCCAGCCACCGGCAUCGUCUCCGUCUCGCAGGGAACAGAGAACUACGCCGAAGCCAUCUCGGAGUCAGCCAAAUCUUGCAUCCAAGGCCUCUGCACUUUCGUCUCCUGGAGGAGAGGAACAAGAUGCAGCAGCCGUACAGACUGUGGCUGGGCAAGCAAAAAAUAACCAGCCCAAGCAAUCAGUGUCCGAGACAACGCUGCCGGGACAAAGUGAAUGUCAACAGAAACCGCACGAUUCACCAGCAAAAUCUGCAAAUGUGCCACAACCUGAAGAGCCAACUGCUGUUAAAGAAGAGAGCGAGACUAAGGAAAGCAUUCAAGCCACGCCAAGCCAAGUGAAGGAAGAUUCACCUGUUAGGGAAGGUUCUCCCGUGAAAGAGCAUGCCGAGAGCAGGGACAGCACGCCGGCCAAGGAGCCUGCCACUGCAGCAGAGUGCGUCCCAGUAAAGGAAGGCACCCCCGUCAAGGAGCGUAGUACCGAACCUGCACCUGAAGAAGGAACUCCGUCUACAAAGGCACCGAGGGUGAUAUCUGAGGAGGAAGCCAGGGCCCUCUUAGCAGAGAAGAGACGUCUGGCUCGGGAACAAGCCGAAAGGGAGGCCGAGUUGGAGCGACAACGACAGGAAGAACUCAGGCGCCAAGAGGAAGAACGGCUCCGCAUGGAAGAAGAGGAGCAGCGCAGGUUUGAGGAAGAGCAGAUACGACUAGCCGAGGCAUUCCGCAAGCAGGAAGAAGAGAAACUGCAACGAGCCAUUGAGGAACAGGCAAAGAGAGAGGCUGAAGAACAGCAGCGCAGGGAGCUGGAGGCCCAGCAGAAAGCAGAAAGGGAGGAACAAGAACGCCGGGCAAAGGAAGAGGCUGAGAAGCAGCGCAAGGAGCUGGAGGAGAGGCUCAAGAGGGAGGAGGCUGAGAGAGCUGAAAGGAAAAAGCGAGUCGAAGAAAUUAUGAGUCGAACUCGCCGGAGAGGCGGAGCUAGGGAUUCACCCACUCAGGCUCAGAAAUCCUCAUCGCCAGAAUCUGACGCACUUGCCUCUCAAGAGUCCAACGGCUCUGCCACUAAUGGCGCCGCUGAUGAAGGCACUACGCUGCUAGGAAGCAACGAAAGUGAAGCCUCUUCUGGAGCUCCUUCAAAAAUGACUUCAGAGAAUGCGACAGACACGGGAUCUUUGUCGCAACCAGACGAAAAUGCAUCUCUAAAUUUUGUAGACGAUACGUCGGUGCCUAAAGGGACUGUUGAAGAAUCUGCGCCUGUUACGGCACAGGAACAGGUUGAAGAUGUGGUAGAUUCUGUUAAAGUUAUUGAACAAGUGGAGGUGCUGGCACCGACAACGGAGCGAGGUGUGCCGCAGGAGUCGGCUCGGGAGAACGACUUGGACAGGUUGAACGCUAGUGAACAAAUUGUGGCUGUGGUGGACAGGAGUGUAGGUGUCGUCGCCAGUGAGGCGCAGAAAGAUGUUGUGAAGCCCUCGCAGGGGGUGCGAGAGAACAGUAGUGAAGUUUACCCUUCCAUUGAAGAAGUUGUGCCCAUGGAGGAGUCUCCCCUGAGUAAGCCCACUUCGCCAGCUUUUGGGUCGGAUGAGGUGUGUCACACGAAUGGCUACGGCCAUCAUGGUGGUUUGCAAGAUUCUGUUGUUAAUGGAGUCAGCUCCGGCAAAGUUGCCGACCUGUUGGACUUGGACUCCCUAUCUUCCAUGGUUCCCCUGAAGUCAGAACCAACAACAAAUAGCAGCACGGCAGCCGAUCACACGGUUGACAACCUCAUCAAUGUCGACGACAUCAACUCAAACCGGGUCUCUGGAAAUCCACUCAUUGCCUUCGAGCAGGAUAACAAGAAUACAAAAGCUCAGGAAUCGCCUCAACUCACAGAUCUGCUGUCAUAGCUACCUUGGCAGGCCAACUAGGAGCUCUAAGGAUGCUUCUCACAGGAUCUUGGAGAAACAGAAACCUCUCUCCAGGGCAACUGUAGCUGUUGGUCGUGAUAGGCACUCUCUUAGCUUGCAGCUUGUGUAACAAAUGCCGUGCAGUUUUGGGCGCACUGUUCCUGUUCAAAGGAGCGAGUCAUGUGCAUAUAGGUGAGCCUUGUACAUACCAGCAGCCAGAGAGGGAAGAAAUUUUACGAUUUACGUCACUUUUACUUCUACAGUGUGCUAGGACAAAUGGGAUGGAAUUACAACCGUUUCUUGUUGUUGAUUUCUGUAUAGGCGUAGAUUAAUUAAGUUUUGGUGCCUCCUUGUUCUUUUUUUUUUUUUUCUCACUGUUCCCUUCAACUCUCCCAGCGGUACCUAACUCCUGUACACUGUAUAGUCAAAUAAAGUUGAAACUAACAUAUUA
Ornithodoros turicata is the source of this 4286-nucleotide messenger RNA. Its product is annotated as ensconsin-like. The record is from RefSeq and is a predicted model, not a curated record. NCBI's taxonomy places the organism in Eukaryota, Metazoa, Arthropoda, Arachnida, Ixodida, Argasidae. The transcript is spliced from 17 exons. Gene Ontology annotation, cellular component: microtubule cytoskeleton. Bases 170 to 3835 code for a protein of 1221 amino acids. Gene Ontology annotation, biological process: microtubule cytoskeleton organization.